Caenorhabditis remanei is the source of this 906-nucleotide messenger RNA. RefSeq lists its product as uncharacterized. Bases 1 to 906 code for a protein of 301 amino acids. Lineage: Eukaryota; Metazoa; Nematoda; Chromadorea; Rhabditida; Rhabditidae. The record is from RefSeq and is a predicted model, not a curated record. The transcript has 5 exons.
AUGAGUCUUCAGAUGAUGAAGGCGAUACUAUUUGUUUCUUCUCUAAUCUGCGUCAAUGCAGCAUUUCCUCCAUGUGAUGCUGGACGGAAAUGUCCACCAGGUGGAAUUUGGGGUGAAUGGGCUACCGAAGGAAAUGGUGUAUGUAAGCUAGAAUGUGGAAGUUGUGCAGAAUUGUUUCAGACAAGAACAUGUCUCAGUUCAGAAAUUCCGGAGUGUAUUUGCACAGGAAUUUCAUCCAGAUUCAUUCCCUGUAAUAUGCAAACUUGUCAAUACCCAAUUCAAAAAUCUUGUUGUAUCCCCUACGUUCCAAUGGUAAUCAAUGGAACUAUGAUGUGUGGUCCAGUUCCUAAAACUAUUAAGGAACCGGCUGUGAGCUGUUGUCCAGUUGGAGGACUUUGGUCCGAUUAUUCUACUGGAUAUCAGAGAAUAAAUAACCAAUGGGUCAGAACGAGAAGAUGCCUUUCUGAGUCUGUCGGAUGUCCAUGCAUUGGGGAUCCAACUACUGGGUCUUCUAAUUGUCCCUGCGUUCAACCUCCUUCUGCAGCUAGCGCAUGUCCAUCCAUUCCCAAUGGUCGACCGAGCACAAUGAAGAAUUUAGCUAUUCAACACGAAUCCUGUACCGCCACGUUGGAAAUGAUCAACCAUAAUAAUUUUCCGGGGAGUCCUUUUUGCAGUUCCCUUCGUGAAUUGAAUGUAGUGUACCCAUACGUGGCUCUACUGAUAAUGGUUGAAGUGGACGGCGGAUGUACCUACGACUAUGUUUCAGAAUGCAUAAAUGUGAAUAAAAGACAAUCAACUGAAGCUUCAUUCACGUGCAACACUGAGACUCGUAAUUGGAUUUAUGACUACACCGGAAAGGAAAUCAGAUCUUAUGUUCAAGGAGCAUAUAUCACUGUUUACCAUUGA